Molecule: messenger RNA, 1923 nt
Organism: Hevea brasiliensis (rubber tree)
Lineage: Eukaryota; Viridiplantae; Streptophyta; Magnoliopsida; Malpighiales; Euphorbiaceae
Product: probable WRKY transcription factor 31
Exons: 6
Coding region: 130-1758 (542 amino acids)
Biological process (GO): regulation of DNA-templated transcription
Molecular function (GO): sequence-specific DNA binding; DNA-binding transcription factor activity
Source: RefSeq, a predicted model, not a curated record
UCUCUCUCUUUCUCUCUCUACCCAUUUCCCUCUCCUUUUUAAUGGACAAAAGUAAGAAGACUCUCUUGUGGCGCUGAUCCCACAAGUUCCUUGAUCAUUUCCCCGCCGCCUGGAAUAAACACUACGUGGAUGCACGAUAUCAUUGUCAUGGACCCAUCUACUGAUCGUCGUGUAAGCCACUCUUGCGAUGAUGGGCAUCGUUCCAUUUCCCAUGGAAACAGAAUAAUUACUGAGAUGGAUUUCUUUGCCGAUGCAAAUUGUCCCAAGCAAAAACCUCCGCCGGCUGCUAUAGUCAAGACAGAGGCUAUGGAUGAUGGGGUAGGGCGACAGAAUGAAGAAGAUAUAAAUACUAGUUUGAAUCUUCUAACGGGAAGCAUUGGUCGUGAUAAUAAAUCAAUUGUGGAAGAUGGAGCAUCUCAAAACAAGGAAGCUUAUAAUCAAAGAAAGAAAGAGCUCGAACUUUUACACGCCAAAAUAAACCACAUGAACGCAGAAAAUCAGCGUUUGAAAGGCAUACUUAAUCAGGUGAACAACAACCACUAUUUCCUACAGAUGCACCUUGUUGCACUCAUGCAGAGGCUCCAGAAUCAGAACACUAUAACUGUGAAAAAUGAGGAGGUGAUACAUGGAACGCUUGAAGAGAAACAGCAUGUGGGAUCCAUCAUUGCAAGGCACUUUUUGGAUCUGGGUAAAGCUGAAAUAGGCGAAAUAGGCGAAGGUUGUUCACAGUCAGUGUCUGAAGAAAGAUCUCGGGAUUGCUCAAUAUCUCCUAAUAUAGUUGAGUCAAUGGAGAAUAAUAAGCCACCAGUGGUCAGUAGUAGCUCUAUUAGUGGAGUUGUUCCAGUUCUUGAUCAUUUGAAAAGGAGUGCUGGUGGAAUAAAAAAUUAUGAGACUUCAGAAGAAGCAUUUCAUGGAUGGGUUCCAAACAAAGUCCCCAAGUUUAAUACUUCAAGGGACGUUGACGAUGAACAGAAAGCAGUAACCUCGUCUAUGAUUAGAAAAGCCCGUGUCUCAGUUCGAGCAAGAUCCGAGGCAUCCACGAUAUCUGAUGGAUGCCAAUGGAGAAAAUAUGGGCAGAAAUUGGCUAAAGGUAACCCAUGUCCUCGAUCUUAUUAUCGAUGCACUAUGUCAUCUGGAUGCCCAGUUCGCAAACAGGUACAAAGGUGUGCAGAGGACCAAGCAGUCCUUGUAACAACCUAUGAAGGUUGUCACGACCAUCCACUCCCUCCAGCCGCAAUGGCCAUGGCAUCUACCACAUCAGCAGCAGCAUCAAUGCUACUUUCAGGGUCUAUGCCUAGUCCUGAUGAGUUAAUGAACGCUAAUUUAUUAGCAAAAACUUUUCCUUGCCCACCCGGCUUCGCAACACUUUCAGCUUCAGCUCCAUUUCCUACUGUAACACUGGACGUCACUCCACCUCCAGCUUCCAACUCCUCACAGAGACUUCAAGGGCAUUUCCUCCUCCCUUCUCUGAACUUCCCCAACAAUUUCACGUCCACGCCGCAUGUUUCUGCGCAAGCCCUCUACAACCAAUCUAAAGUUUCAGGUCUUUUAAGCCCCCAUAAGGGAAUGGAGCUGCCUCAAAUAAUACCUCCAUUGGCGGACAGUACUGUUAGUGCAGCAACUGCUGCUAUCACUUCAGACCCUAACUUCACUGCAGCUCUAGUUGCAGCGAUCAGUUCCAUCAUUGGCAAUAUUCAAGCAAACAGUAAUUCUAAUAGCAGCCCCACAUUGAGGAACAGUAUCGACAACAGCACAUAAAAUAGCACGACUAAUCAAUUAGCUUUAGCUUUUUGUGGUAAUAGAGUUCUCUACACGACGAGAAAGUCUAGACGUACAGUUCGAACAUAAUAAUAAAAAAAAAAAAGUGGACGAAUAUUCGUAUUGAUCGACAGUGAAAGUGCAAUGAGAAUUUCUUUGCCAAUA